Trachymyrmex septentrionalis is the source of this 626-nucleotide messenger RNA. RefSeq lists its product as uncharacterized. The transcript is spliced from 4 exons. NCBI's taxonomy places the organism in Eukaryota, Metazoa, Arthropoda, Insecta, Hymenoptera, Formicidae. The coding region runs from base 1 to 351 and encodes 116 amino acids. The record is from RefSeq and is a predicted model, not a curated record.
AUGACAGAGCGGUACACAGUGGACGGCCUGGUGCUCACCCUGCAAGCAGAAAUUAUCCACUUUUGCGCAUCGGCCGUGUUCACACGAACGGCGACGCGAGCCAGGAGUAACAGUGCCCGCGAAAUACAGAACGGUUCGAGGAGUCUUCUCCGCGUUGGUCAUAUCCUAUUUCGAAUUUCGAAUACUGCUCGCAACUGCUAUCGAUGGACCGCGCCAAAUUCGAGGGUGGAGGAGGAACUACGAGAAGGGUCUCCUACUUAUGGCGUUUUCCGAAAAUUGUCGCCAACAUGCGAUGCCGUGCACGCUCCACACAUGGCAUAUGACAGAUUUACCCCGCGCGAUGAAGAUUAAAAGGAUCCACAUGUUUUAAGAUCGCAGCUGGAAGAUUAUCCUUGGAAGAGCUUUUUUCCGAUGGUGGCGAUUACAUAAUUAAUCGAAUAAUAUGCAAAUCUCUUCGUAAUAAUAUCCGCCGAACUAUUAAUCAAAUUCUAGAUUACCGCGCAGUUUCCAUCACGAAAAGAUGAAGAAAAACUCAAUUAAUUGCGUAAUGUUAUGCAUUCGAAAAGCAUAUUAUUAUACAUUCCGAACGAAUGUCAUCAUGCCAUUAAUGAUUUUUUUAAUAAACG